AAACGCAUGGGCAGGACAAAGAGAAAAGACCAAGAUGGCUGACUGGGUGGCUUCGACUUUCCAGGAUGUUUCAAAUUUACGAUAAAACAGCUAUAUGGAUUCACGGCAAAUAUAUAUAUAUACAUCAAUAAAUACAUCAAAUAUUCCCUUUUCUAAAGCCUAUGACAUGGAAGUUGAGUCUGGAGCGACGGAGUGUUAUCGAAGUGAAGAACGUAGACGACUACUGCUAUGCUAAAAUGGCCACCAACUUCCAGCAAAUCACCAACGGAGAUAAAGACGAAAACUGCAAAUGAAAAUGAGUGAGUCGAAUUUCCCAACAGUGUCAUUUUGGAAGCAAUCAUAAGCACCGAAAAGAGUGUUGAUGAUACAUCUGAGGAUUUUCUUGAAGAAUGUAAAGAAAGAGCCGCCAUGAUUGUUAGCUUGAAGAAGGCAGUGGAGUUCACAUCAGAGGAGAUGAAAGAAUGCAAAAGUCAAAUGAAGAAAGUGGAAGAGCAAAACAAGCGCUUGUGUAAAGAAAAUGAUGAUGUGAAAGAAGAGAUUUUGGUGAAGACUGAGAGAUGUGCAGUGUGUGAAGAGAAGACUGGACCACAUGUCUACAUCAAGGUGCAGAGGAUUGGAGACGUCCAGCAGCUGAUUGGUCAUCCAGAAGAACUUCCCCCUCAAUCUUCUGGGGCGAGCUCCACUAUGAAGCAGGAGACCCCACAACCACCGCACAUUAAAAAGGAAGAGGAGGAAGUCUGGAUCACUCAGGAGGGAGAGUGUCUUCUAGGACCGCAGGAAAAUGAUCUCACCAAGUUGCCACUGACUGUUGUCUCUGUGAAGACUGAAGAUGAUGAAGAGAAACCACAACUAGACAACCUUUUAGCUCCACUAUCAGAUAGUGAAGCUGAAGACGAGGUUGAAGUACCUUUGAGCAGCGAUACAGACUGUGAAGGUGAUAUGAGGAUUCACACUGACAACAAACACUCUGAAUGCUCUAAAAAGAAGAGAGGUAAAGAAUGUUUGACCUGCUCAGUUUUUGCUAAAAGCGUUGAAAAACAGAGCAAUUUAACUCAACACAUGAGAACACACACAGGAGAAAAUACGUUUAAUUGUUCCGUUUGUAGUAAAAACUUUACUCACAACCACAAUUUGACUCAACACAUGAGGAAGCACACAGGAGAAAAAACAUUUAAUUGUUCAGUUUGUGGACAAAGCUUUAUUAAAAAGUGCCAUUUGACUCAACACAUGAGAAGACACACAGGAGAAAAACCAUUCAACUGCUCGGUAUGUGGGAAAUGCUUUUCUCAAAAGAGCAAUUUGACAGAACACAUAAGAAGACACUCAAAAGAAAAAACAUUUAUUUGCACAGUUUGUAGUAAAAACUUUUUUUCCAGAUCAGGUUUGACGCAACACGCAAUGACACACAGUGGACAAAAAACAUUUAGUUGUUCGGUUUGUGGGAAAAACUUCUCUCAAAACAGGUAUUUGACGCAACACAUGAGAACACACGCGGACAUGAGCACACACACGGGAAAUAAAUCCUUUAAUUGCUCAGUUUGUAGUAAACGCUGUUCUUCCAGGUCAUGUUUGACUGAACACAUGAUGAAACACACUGGACAAAAGCCCUUCAGUUGUUCAGUUUGUGAUAAAACCUUUUCUCGCAAGGGCAAUUUGAUGGAGCACACAAGACGACACACAAAAGAAAUAACGUUUAAUUGCUCAGUUUGUAGUAAAAUCUUUUUUUCCAGAUCGGGUUUGACUCGACACCUAAUGAAACACACUGGACAAAAAACAUUUAGUUGUUCUGUUUGUGCUAAAAGUUUUACUCGAAACAGCAAUUUGACUCAUCACAUGAAAAGACACACAGAAGAAGACAAUUGUCGAACAUUUAGGCUGCACGAUUUUGGAAAAAAAAAACCUAAUUAAGAAUUUUGUAAGUGUAAGUGGACUUACUUAACUAUAGAAGUAAUUAUUGAAGGGAGACUGUCAAUCAACAUAUUCUUGUCUCACAUUUGAACACUGUGCAAUAAUUUACUAAAGAAUAUUUUUGCGUUACUCAGACAGACUCAGAGCUUGUGUGCUCUUAAACUGAAGAAAUAAUCAUUAAAAACCAUACAGUGCUCAUAAUGUAAUUUAGUCAUGUGAUGACAAUGCGAGUAUCUAUUUAAAAUUAUAUACACUUUAAUUUCCUGUUAGUGUAAAGUUGUUUGCCAUUGUUAAUAGAAAGUACAAAACCAGUGAAGUUGGCACGUUGUGUAAUUUGUGAAUAAAAACAGAAUACACUGAUUUGCAAAUCAUUUUCCACUUCUAUUCAAUUGACUGCAAAGACAUGAUAUUUAAUGUUCGAACUGAGAAACUUUUUUUUUUUUUUGGAAAUAAUAAUUAAUUCAGAAUAUAAGGGCAGCAACACGUUGCAAAAAAGUUGGCACAGGGGCAUUUUUACCACUGUGUUACAUGGCCUUUCCUUUUAACAACACUCUGUAAACGUUUGGGAACUGAGGAGACACAUUUUUUAAGCUUUUCAGGUGGAAUUCUUUCCCAUUUUUGCUUGAUGUACAACUUAAGUUGUUCAACAGUCUGUUUUCGUAUUUUAGGCUUCAUAAUGCGCCACACAUUUUCAAUGGGAGACAAGUCUGGACUACAGGCAGGCCAGUCUAGUACCCACACUCUUUUACUACGAAGCCACGCUGUUGUAAGAUGUGGCUUGGCAUUGUCUUGCUGAAAUAAGCAGGGGCGUCCCUGAUAACGUUGCUUGGAUGGCAACAUAUGUUGCUCCAAAACCUGUAUGUACCUUUCAGCAUUAAUGGUGUCUUCUCAGAUGUGUAAGUUACCCAUGUCUUGGGCACUAAUACACCCCCAUACCAUCACACAUGCUGUCUUUUCAACUUUGCGCCUAUAACAAUCCGGAUGGUUCUUUUCCUCUUGGGUCCGGGGGACACGACGUCCACAGUUUCCAAAAACAAUUUGAACUGUGUGUAACCCGGAUAAUAGUACAUGUGUAAUAUAAAGUACAUUAGAUACAUUGUUAUAAAAGUUAAAAAAGAUAAUUCAUUGGGUUUCAUUUAUCUAUACUUUGAAAAAUAGUUUAUUAAAAUAGGUUAAAAACAUAGUUACAAGGGGAAAAAAUGUGAAAUACAUAUUUGUUUUAUAUACAAUUUGGUAUUUGUGGAGAAGUGUUUUUUUCCAAUUAUUUUCCGGUCCUUAAAGGGGAUGAUACCUUGUGUAGGAAGAGAAGAAAACAAGAGUGAUUCUCAAGACACAGCGAUAGCUAAAGUUCUUUGUUUUAGAACUUUCAGUCAAGUUUUGUGCGGUGGUUUGUCGCAAAGAGAAUCCAUUGUGAGUGUGUGAUUAGUGUUAAAAGACAGUGGUUCCAACGCGGAGCUGUGGACUGUGCGUUUGCCGCUUAUUACUAGCUUAUCGAGUUUGUAGAAAAACAACCUCUCUUAAAGACUGUACUGUAGAUAGAUAGAUAGAUAGAUAGAUAGAUAGAUAGAUAGAUAGAUAGAUAGAUAGAUAGUACUUUAUUGAUUCCUUCAGGAGAGUUCCCUCGGGAAAAUUUUAAUUCCAGCAGCAGUGUAUAGAAUUGAGAUCAAAUUUAAAAAAGAAAAUAAUGGGGGAAUAAAUGGAAAUAAAAUGGAAAAUAUUACAAUAACAAUAAAAAUAAAAAGCAACAAUAAGAAUACAAAUAUAACAGUGACAAUAAGAAUAUAACAAGAGAAACUAGGCAGUAGUGACCAUGUUAUGAAAAUGUAUUGCACUGUAUUGUUAUUGUUUUGCAUCCCCUGUCAUCCUAGUAGCCCCCUGGCCCCCAGAGAGGAGUUCACUGCAAAAAGUCAGUGUUCAAAAAGAAGAAGAAAAAAUACAAAAAUUAGGGGUAUUUUAUUUGACCUAAGCAAAAUUUUCUGCCAAUAGAACAAGAACAUUCGGCUUGUCAAGACUUUCCAAAACAAGUAAAAUUAGCUAACCUCAAUGAACCCAAAAAUACCUUCAAAUAAGUAUAUUCUCACUAAUAACAAGUGCACUUUUCUUGGUAAAAUAAAAAAAGACAUUUUUGCUCAAUAUGUUGAAAAAUAUUCUUAAAUUAAGUAAAUACUAGUGCCAUUAUCUUGACAUGAACUCUCCUGAAGGAAUCAAUAAAGUACUAUCUAUCUAUCUAUCUAAUGGUAUGCGCUCGGCAUCAUGAUUUUUUUUUUCAUGCUUGAAGUAAUAAAUUAUUACUUUAAAAAAGUAGUUUUAUACUGGUGAGUGUUGAUGACACAGCUUUGCAACAGUUGAUAUUCUAGUUUCAAGCAUGUUUUACUCAAUAUAGGUCAUCAAAUCUCAGCAACAAGCUGUAAUAUCUUACUGAGAUCAUUUAGGACAAAUCCCUUAAAACAAGUAAAACACUCUAACAUAAAAUCUGCUUAGUGAGAAGAAUAAUCUAAUCAGACAGAAAAUAAGCAAAUAUCACCCUUAUUUGAGAUAUUUAAUCUUACUUAGAUUUCAGUUUUUGCAGUGUUGUACAGUCUGAUGGCAUGUGGGACAAAAGAGUUUUUGAGUCUAUUAGUCCCGCACUUGGGAUGAAGCAGUCUAGCACUGAACAGGCUCCUCUGGCUACUGAUAAUGCUAUGCAGAGGGUGACUGGCAUCAUCCAGGAUGCUCACUAGUUUUUCCACAGUCCUCUUCUCUGCCACCGUCACCAGUGAGUCCAGUUUUAUUCUGCCUGAUCAGUUUCUCCAGUCUGGAGCUGUCCUUCUUAGAUGUACUGCCCGCACACGAGCAUCGAUACAGGCCUGCAAAGUAGGGUGUUUUUGAAUGCCGGCUUCAGUUCAGUUAUUUCCAAGUAAUUAUUCUGGGUGAAUAAUAAAUAUACUGUUGUUUCUGUGUUUGAACAGUGGAGUUUGCUGUACAUUCCUGUGAAACGUGACAUACUAAUUUGCACUUUUAUCAUGUUUGCAUUGUCUUUAUUAAAGGGAGGGGUAUUUGUUCAUACUUUACCUGGUGUAUGGUGGUAAUUUAAUUCAGGUCUUUAUGUCUGGUAGAUUUUAGACUAUUGUGUCAUAGUGACCCAAAUUAAUAAAAAAAUAGUUUUAGAUUGAAACUAUUUAGUACACACUUGAAAGAACCCCCAGCUCAAAUCAUUUAUGAGUAAACAAGGGCUACAUGUGGACUCGUCGGACCACAGAACACUUUUCCACUUUGCAUCAGUCCAUCUUAGAUGAGCUCGGGCCCAGCGAAGACGGGGCGUUUCUGGGUGUUGUUGAUAAAUGGCUUUAGCUUUGCAUAGUAGAGUUUUAACUUGCACUUACAGAUGCAGCGACAAACUGUAAUUACUGACAGUGGUUUUCUGAAGUGUUCCUGAGCCAAUGUGGUGACAUCCUUUACACACUGAUGUCGGUUUUUGAUGCAGUACCAAGGCCUCGAAUUUUAACUUUUUAAGGUCACGGCAAGUGUUGCCUUAAAAGAGGGCUCAUAUUUUAGGGCACCAAGGCAAACAUUAUUUUCUUUCGAGGCAUAUAUAUAUAUAUAUAUAUAUAUAUAUAUAUACACUACCGUUCAAAAGUUUGGGGUCACAUUGAAAUGUCCUUAUUUUCAAUGAAGAUAACUUUAAACUAGUCUUAACUUUAAAGAAAUACACUCUAUACAUUGCUAAUGUGGUAAAUGACUAUUCUAGCUGCAAAUGUCUGUUUUUUGGUGCAAUAUCUACAUAGGUGUAUAGAGGCCCAUUUCCAGCAACUAUCACUCCAGUGUUCUAAUGAUACAAUGUGUUUGCUCAUUGGCUCAGAAGGCUAAUUGAUGAUUAGAAAACCCUUGUGCAAUCAUGUUCACACAUCUGAAAACAGUUUAGCUUGUUACAGAAGCUACAAAACUGACCUUCCUUUGAGCAGAUUGAGUUUCUGGAGCAUCACAUUUGUGGGGUCAAUUAAACGCUCAAAAUGGCCAGAAAAAGAGAACUUUCAUCUGAAACUCGACAGUCUAUUCUUGUUCUUAGAAAUGAAGGCUAUUCCACAAAAUUGUUUGGGUGACCCCAAACUUUUGAACUGUAGUGUAUAUAUACAUAUAGAAACAUGUUUUUUUUAAUUCAUUAUUAAUAUAAACUUGUCAGAUUUUUAUAAUUUCAUGAUGCCUUUACAUUUUGCUAAAGGGAGGUAUUUUUACAGUAGCCUGCUCACAGCCAGAUUAGAUUUUCAUGCGAAAAUAUUGUAAUAUUUGGUUUGAAAUCUUUUAAAUUUCCACAUGCCAGUAUAUCAAAAUAGUGUAUGAAAGUUUUUGGCUGUUUCAUUUCUCAUUAUUUCACAUCAUCUCCCUGUAUUUUCUGGUGAUGAGAACAAACAGAGUACGAGAGACAGCAGAUAUAUUUAUCAUAAAUAGAUCAAUAGAAGCACUAAAUUCUUUGAGAGAAUCAGAAAUGUGUACAAAGAUGAUUUCCCAGGACUCAUUGAAGAGUAUAUUGAUUGGUUUGUAUAAGAUCUGUAAAACAAUUAAAAUUGGAGGCAAUGGCAAGAAAAAGUCAUAAAAAUAGGAUGGAAGAGAGUCUGGCAACUACUGAACAUGUUUUUUUUAUGACAUUUUGAACAUUUAAACAAAUAUAAACCUUUAUGUGUUGCCACUUGGAAAGAUGUGUUGUUGCCUUUCGUUUUGUUGUUAUGUAUCGUCUUGUUAUUUAAAUAAAGAUGAAGUAAAAAGUGGUGUUCAUAUUUCUCACGCUGACCUAAGAGUAAUAGGAACCCUCCCGCGAGGUGGCCCCUCUCAACAGCCGAAAAGUCUUUGCACGGCCACUCGUCGUGACGAACGACUAAAAAGCAAGUUACUGUGGUGGAAUCAUUUACUAUUAAAAGGUAUCAGGUAUGAUGAGAGAGAAACACCAUGUCACUCUGUACAUUGUUAAAUAUGUGGUGGAAGACCUUGUUAUCCAACUACUAAAACUACUUUAUUAUUUAGUUGCAUUAACAGAAGUAUUUAAUUCAAACAUACGUUUUUCCUUUUAUAGUGCAAUUUAUAUUAGUUGUGGGGGGGAAAAAAAGUCAAUUAAAAUGUACAUUUACCACACAACAAAUGUGUGUUGAAGGGGGUACAUCAUGCAAAACCUUUUUUUUUCACACUAGUACAUGACUCAUUACUAGUACUAGUAAUGAGUCAUGUUAUAUACUGGGAAAUUAAAAAUAUCUAACUAAUUAGUAUCCAUAUUACAUAAGAUUAUUAUCCAAUUGUUUUUUUUUUAAUUUAUAUUUAAAGCAGCAGGAGGUUAUUUACCAAUAAAUAUAUUUUUUUAAAUUCUGUCCCAAAAGAGUACACCACAUUGUCUCCUUAAUCUUACAUUUGUGUCACAUGACAGUUCUUAUUCCUGUAUUUAAACUAGGGCUGGGCGGUACGCCGCUAUUAUAGUUAAUACUGGUAUAUUUUAGAAAGCGAUAUAUAUUUGAGGCUAUACCGCCAUACCGGUAUCUUUUGAUGUGCCUUUGUUACGGCAGUUUGCUCUUCUCUGCGCCUGACGGGCGAAGCACAGGGCGUCCUCUUUGGCUCAGCCCCGCCCCGUGCGUGUUUAUGUAGGCUUCUCUGACGCACCACAGCAAACUUUUGUUUAAAAAUAUUUUGGCGCAAUGCCGACUUCUCGACUCCUGAGUGAUGCGAUGCUUUGGUCAGCGACUGCAUUUGGCGAUUGAUGAGUGGCUACAGCUUUAUUUACACAUACACCAAUUUGCUCGGUAACUUACACUCUGCGUGUAUGUACAACACAACUACACAAUAUUGUCACAACACAAACACAAUUUCAUGAUCUUUGAUGUACACUUCUGUAAUCCAAAAAGGAGGCGAGGAAAACACCCUCCAUGUUUUUCUCAAUCAAAGUAGUGUAGCUGCUGUUCUUAGCAUCACUCUAAGUAAAAAACAACAACAUUUAAUGCUCAGUUUGCUGUGAGAGAUUAACUCAGAAGGAUACUAUGGCAACACAUUUAAACACACAGAUUGUCAGACUGUGUGUAUGAUACCAGAUUCCUCAUGCGAUAACAAAAAAUGCACCUUUGAUUGUAGCUAUACUGAACAACUAAAUGUUUAUUUUCCUCUCCAAUGUGUUUAUGUGUUGAUUAAAACCUGACCUGGAAAAAAAGCUUUUACCACAUAAAGAACAAUUAGGUUUUUUCUCCGCUGUGUGUUCUCAUGUGUCGAGUCAAACUUUGUUUUCCAGAAAAGCUUUCACCACAAACUGAACAGUUAAUGUUUUUUCUCCUGUGUGACUUCUGCAGUUUGGCCAAACUGAACUGGAAAUAAAAGCUGUUGCCACAUACUGAACAAUCAAGUGUUUUUCCUCCAGUGUGUGUUUUCAUCUGCUCUCCCAUAGGGGCCUUUUGUGAAAAGUCUUUCCCACACACUGAACAUUUCAACGCUAUUUCCCCAGUGUGCGUUUUCAUGUGUUGAGUCACAAGGCUCUCUCCAGGAAAGCCUUUACCACAAACUGAACAUUUAAAUGUUUUCCCUCCAGUGUGAGUUCUCAUGUGAUUGGUCAAACAGAACUUCAAAGAGAAGCCUUUGCCGCAAACUGAACAAUUGAAUGGUUUUUCUCCGGUGUGCGUCUUCAUGUGUCGAGUCAACAGGCUCUUUCGAGAAAAGUCUUUCCCACAGACUGAACAAUGAAAUGUUUUUUCUCCAGUGUGUGUUUUCAUGUGUUCCGUCACGUGGGUCUUUUGAGAAAAGCCUUUAUAGCAUACUGAACAUUUAAAGGUUUUCUCUCCAGUGUGUGUUUUCAUGUGUCGAGUCACCAGGCUCUUUCCAGUAAAGCCUUUACCACAAACUGAACAUUUGAAGUUUUUCUCUGCAGUGUGAGUUUUCAUGUGUUUGGCCAAACUGAUCUUUGAAGUACAACUUUUACCACAUUCUGAACAAUCAAAUUGAUUUUCUCCCGUGUGA
Messenger RNA from Entelurus aequoreus (snake pipefish), 8865 nucleotides. Its product is annotated as zinc finger protein OZF-like. The transcript has 2 exons. Lineage: Eukaryota; Metazoa; Chordata; Actinopteri; Syngnathiformes; Syngnathidae. The record is from RefSeq and is a predicted model, not a curated record. Gene Ontology annotation, molecular function: RNA polymerase II cis-regulatory region sequence-specific DNA binding; DNA-binding transcription factor activity. Gene Ontology annotation, biological process: regulation of transcription by RNA polymerase II. Bases 409 to 1908 code for a protein of 499 amino acids.